AUGAAGCUGCUGGGCACGCACGUGUACCCCAAGAACAAGUACCUCACGCUGCAGAUGACCAGAUCCGCCAAGGGCGUCGCCUGCGAGGACGUCUUCGAGAGCAUGAUUGUGUUUUCCGAAGCCUGGUGGGUCGGGACCAAGGAGGAGAACCCCGACGAGCUCAAACUCGAGUUUCCGAAAGAGAUGCAGAAUGCUGCGGAAGAUGUUGAUUUUAAAGGCGGGGCAGGUGCUGCCAGUGGCGAGGUAGUUACAGUAAAUAAACCCAGAAAGCAGGCCGCUGUGCCCCGCACAGCAGAGCCCCGCACACCAGAGCCCCACACACCAGAGUAUGAAUCCGAUGCCGAUUCAGAGGAUUCAGAUGUUAAGGAUGAGAUUGGCACGCAGACUACGAGUGAUACACCUGUUAGGAAAUCUGCCAGAACUGCUGGGAAGACCUUCAAGUUCGCAGAGCUCGCUGGAGGAGAUUCGGCUGAAAGUGACACUGAGAUUGAGUUUGCUGAGGACUUGGAUGAGAAGCUACAUUCGCGGCAGAUGAAGACUGAAGAAAUUAAGGAAGAAAUCCCAGGUGAAGACAUUAAGGAGGAAAUCCCAAGUGAAGACAUUAAACCUGAACAUUCUCCAGCAGAGUCUCUUUCUAUCAAGAAGCAACCACUUGUUCAGGCUAAUUUGUCUACCAUGUUUAAAAAAGCAGAAGAAAAAAAGAGACCUACAACUACAAGAAGUCCUAAAGGAUCUCCAGCUACAAAAGGUCCUGCUGCUAAGAAGCCGCGAGCAACUCCAACGAAAAAACAGUCACCAGCGAAGAAGGAAGCAAGUGGAUCUCAGAAAAAGCAAAAAGCAAAGUAG
Messenger RNA from Triticum turgidum subsp. durum (durum wheat), 846 nucleotides. NCBI's taxonomy places the organism in Eukaryota, Viridiplantae, Streptophyta, Magnoliopsida, Poales, Poaceae. The record is from the annotation of a GenBank genome assembly.